AUGUCUUCCGCCCUCGCCCGCCCGCUCAUGCGGACCACCGCUCGCACCCUCCCUUCCCGCGUCGCCGCUCGCUUCGAGUCAACCACCACCAAGAAGGCCACCGAGUCCGCAAAGGAUGCUGCCGGCAAGGCCAGCGAGUACUCGGCCAAGGCUGCCCAGGGCCUGAGCCGCGCCGCCAGCGCCGCCGGCCCCGCUCUGUCUGGUGCUGUCAACGCCCUCGGCAAGGUCGGCGGUCGCACUGGCAAGGUCAUCAACUUCAUUGAGAGGCCAAUUGCUGACGGAUGUCCGACUACAGAGCAGGUUCCCUGGGUUGUCUACUACUCCCGCGUCACUCUUGAGCUGUCCAAGAUUGUCUUCCACGGCCAGAAGAUGGCUCCUCCCCCCGUCAGCACCUUCCAGUCCUACUUCCAGCGGGCCCUCGGCGCCGUCAAGAACCCCAACGCCCUCCUGAGCUCCGCCUCCUCAGCCGCCAGCUCCGCUGCCAACACCGCCGCCGCUGCGAAGCCCGCCACCAUCGCCUCCCGCAUUAACACCGCGACCGUGGCCACCGGUGCCGUUGUCGCUGCUGAGUGCCUCGGUUUCUUUACUGUCGGCGAGAUGCUCGGCCGCUUCAAGCUCGUUGGAUACCACGGCGAGACCCACGCCGCUGCCCACUAA
This is a messenger RNA of Colletotrichum paranaense, 657 nucleotides long. RefSeq lists its product as uncharacterized. Bases 1 to 657 code for a protein of 218 amino acids. The record is from RefSeq and is a predicted model, not a curated record. Gene Ontology annotation, molecular function: proton-transporting ATP synthase activity, rotational mechanism. Gene Ontology annotation, biological process: proton motive force-driven ATP synthesis. Lineage: Eukaryota; Fungi; Ascomycota; Sordariomycetes; Glomerellales; Glomerellaceae. The transcript is spliced from 3 exons.